Molecule: messenger RNA, 306 nt
Organism: Bipolaris zeicola 26-R-13
Lineage: Eukaryota; Fungi; Ascomycota; Dothideomycetes; Pleosporales; Pleosporaceae
Exons: 1
Source: RefSeq, a predicted model, not a curated record
GUUUUGGAGCUUCUUUCGGCCAUCUACGAGUCGCGUGUACCGAUCGAACCUCAGCGCCUUCCCGAGAGGGAUCGUCGGUUGUUAGCAGAGUAUGGCCAGAAGCAAGCCAAAACCCAUAAAAUUGAAGAAUGGAAAAAUCUUCCUCUUACUACGGAAGAGCAGAGACGCACCUGGUGGUUGAAGAAGAGCGAACGUAUCGCAAAGGCGGCAGAAACCAGUGGCGAUCGCCCAACCCAAAAGAGUCCCACUGCGACCAGUCCCUGGGAAGCGGGCUCAAGCAGAACGAUACAUGAUGAGGGCACGCAA